Lactuca saligna is the source of this 2246-nucleotide messenger RNA. The record is from the annotation of a GenBank genome assembly. NCBI's taxonomy places the organism in Eukaryota, Viridiplantae, Streptophyta, Magnoliopsida, Asterales, Asteraceae.
GUAACGCGGCGACAGCUCUAUUUUCCUAUCUUCCUCCUUUCUUUCCUCAUCAAACAAACUCCAUGGGAGACAACUGUAUCUGUUGAUUUAUAGGAAGCAGGGGAUGCUGAGAUCGAUUGACUGUGAAACCAAAAGACGAAUCGAUAGUUUUUUGUCUUUGAAAACUAGUAGACUUGUAGGUCUUUGCGGGUUUUAUGGGGAGUGGAACAUUUGUGGACGGGGUCCUUCGCUGGUUUCACCAUCACAAUCGUCGAUCUUCUUCUGUUCCUAAUCCUGAUGGCCAUGUGAAUCUCGAUUCUGAAACAAAAUCAUUACCCUCGUCGUCAUCAUCUUCGAAUCAACUCACCAUUACUGAAGACUUUGAUUUUUCCGCACUUAAGGUUAUUAGGGUUCCUAAACGCAUCAAUUUUCCACCUGUUUUCCCCUCACCUUCCGCCCCCAUGGAUCAUAACAGAAAGAUUGAAGCAGAGUUCUUCACAGAGUAUGGAGAGGCAAGUAGGUACCAAGUUCAAGAAGUUAUUGGGAAAGGAAGUUAUGGUGUUGUGGGGUCCGCUGUGGAUACUCACACAGGCGAAAAGGUUGCAAUCAAGAAGAUCAAUGAUGUUUUUGAGCAUGUUUCGGAUGCCACUAGGAUUCUUAGAGAAAUUAAACUCCUUCGGUUGCUGAAGCAUCCUGAUAUUGUAGAAAUCAAGCAUAUAAUGCUCCCUCCUUCUAGAAGAGAGUUUAAGGAUAUUUAUGUAGUUUUUGAAUUGAUGGAAUCUGACCUUCACCAAGUUAUCCGGGCAAAUGAUGAUCUAACUCCUGAACAUUAUCAGUUCUUCUUGUACCAACUUCUUCGUGGGUUAAAAUAUAUUCAUGCAGCAAAUGUGUUUCAUCGAGAUUUAAAACCCAAAAACAUUCUUGCUAAUUCUGACUGUAAAUUGAAGAUUUGUGAUUUUGGGCUUGCUCGUGUGUCAUUUAAUGAUGCACCAUCGGCCAUAUUCUGGACGGAUUACGUUGCAACUCGAUGGUAUCGUGCUCCUGAACUCUGUGGAUCCUUUUUCUCAAAAUAUACUCCUGGCAUUGAUAUUUGGGGCAUUGGAUGCAUAUUUGCUGAGAUUCUUACUGGAAGACCAUUAUUUCCUGGAAAAAAUGUAGUUCAUCAGUUGGAUCUCAUGACUGAUUUGCUUGGCACUCCUUCCACUGAAUCAAUUGCAAGGAUUCGCAAUGAAAAGGCAAGAAGGUAUCUUAGUAAUAUGCGCAAGAAACCGCCUGUUCCAUUUACACACAAGUUUCCUAAUGUGGAUCCUUUGGCCCUUCGCCUAUUGGAACGCCUGCUUUCUUUUGAUCCAAAGGAUCGCCCAUCAGCUGAAGAUGCACUGGCGGAUCCCUACUUUCAAGGGUUGGCGAAUGUGGAGAGAGAACCUUCAACUCAUGCCAUAUCAAAGAUGGAGUUUGAGUUUGAGAGGAGGAAAUUGGGAAAAGAUGAUGUUAGAGAGCUCAUCUAUCGAGAGAUUUUAGAGUAUCAUCCUCAGAUGCUUCAGGAAUAUUUACGUGGUGGAGAACAAACUAGCUUCAUGUACCCAAGUGGUGUUGAUCGGUUUAAACGACAAUUUGCACAUCUAGAGGAGCAUUAUGGUAAAAAAGGUGAGAAAAGCUCGACUCCUCCACUGCAAAGACAGCAUGCCUCACUCCCUAGGGAAAGGGUUCCUGCACCCAAGGCAGAAACAGAAACAGAAAUAGAAACAUCUGAUGAUACUGAAAAGCGGAAUGCAGCUUCUGUUGCUACAAAACUUGACAGCCCUACAGGAGGAUCAGACAAUGCAGCAGAUGAGCAAAAGGGAAACAUGAGCGCUCGCAGCUUAAUGAAGAGUGCCAGUAUCAGUGCCUCCAAAUGCAUAGGUGUCCAGGCAACAAAAGAUCCCCAGGAAGAAGGUACAACUGAACACCAAGAGGAGAUUGAUGGGUUAACACAAAAGCUUGCUGUUUUAAAAGCAUGAGGAUGUUUUAGAAAAAGCUUCUCUAUUUUUAGUCUUCGUAUUUUGAGAUUAGCUUCAUACACGGGUACAACUUUGAGGGUGUUGAUAUUCUGUUAAUUAAUACAAUGUUUAAGUUACCAAGUAUAAAACUACAAAGAUUCAUGACUUCAGAUGUUUUUGUCCUCCAACUAUUCUUAAGGUUAUUGUAAUUUUAUUUAUUUAUUUAUUUAUUUUUAUUUUUAAAUUUAAUUGGCUAUUGAAUUUCUAGUGCUUCUCCACUAGUCUAGU